AACUACAAGCUCCGACAUGCUCGGCGGAUCGCCAUUUGUAUGCUGCGAACGUCAACAUAACAAACGUACAGUAAAUGUCGCCGUGCGAACUUGUUGGAAGAGACCAAAACACGAAAUGUGGAAACGAUCAAUGCCUAAAACUAAAUAACUGACACCCGUUUCCUUUUCUUUUGAAAGAAAUCCCUCUUCCUGAAAGUAUAAAUUGUUUACAUAUUGAUGGAGUGACAACCAUGGAUUACGAUUUUAAAACGAAACUGGCAGCGGAGCGAGAGAAAGUAGAAGAUCUGUUUGAAUAUGAAGGUUGCAAAGUGGGUCGUGGGACCUAUGGUCAUGUUUAUAAAGCAAAGAGAAAAGAUGGGAAUGAGGAGAAAGAGUAUGCUCUUAAACAGAUUGAAGGAACUGGAAUUUCCAUGUCUGCCUGCAGAGAGAUUGCGUUGCUGCGAGAGUUGAAGCAUCCCAACGUGAUUGCCUUGCAGAAGGUAUUUCUUUCACACAGCGACAGAAAAGUAUGGCUCCUGUUUGAUUAUGCAGAACAUGAUUUAUGGCAUAUUAUCAAGUUCCAUCGUGCCUCAAAAGCAAAUAAGAAACCAGUGCAGCUGCCUAGGGGAAUGGUUAAAUCACUGCUUUAUCAAAUACUUGAUGGAAUUCAUUAUCUACAUACUAACUGGGUUCUUCACAGAGACUUGAAACCAGCAAAUAUCCUUGUAAUGGGUGAAGGGGCAGAACGAGGGCGUGUGAAAAUAGCUGAUAUGGGCUUUGCAAGACUGUUUAAUUCUCCACUAAAGCCUUUGGCUGAUUUGGAUCCAGUGGUGGUAACAUUUUGGUAUCGUGCACCAGAGUUAUUGCUGGGAGCCAGGCAUUACACAAAGGCAAUUGAUAUUUGGGCAAUUGGGUGCAUUUUUGCAGAACUUUUAACAUCAGAACCCAUCUUUCAUUGUCGCCAGGAAGAUAUCAAAACAAGUAACCCUUUUCAUCAUGAUCAGUUGGAUCGUAUUUUCAGUGUUAUGGGAUUUCCUGCUGAUAAAGAUUGGGAAGAUAUCCGCAAAAUGCCGGAAUACCCAACUCUGCAGAAAGACUUUAGGAGAACAACCUAUGCGAACAGCAGCCUCAAUAAGUAUAUGGAAAAACAUAAAGUCAAGCCUGACAGUAAAGUAUUUCUCCUGCUACAAAAGCUCCUGACUAUGGAUCCAACAAAGAGAAUUACAUCUGAACAGGCUCUUCAGGACCCCUACUUCUUAGAAGAACCUUUGCCAACUACAGAUGUAUUUGCAGGUUGUCAGAUUCCAUAUCCAAAGCGAGAGUUUCUAAACGAAGAUGAACCAGAAGAGAAAGGUGAUAAGCAGAAUCCGCAGCAAACUCAGCAACACCAGCAGACAACACAACCGAAUCAGCAACAACAGCAGACCACACAGCAACAAAACAGCACGCAAACCAAUGGGACAGCAGCUGGGGGAGGAGGUGGUGGAGGAGGAACUGGAGGAGGCUUGCAGCAUAACCAGGACAGUGGUCUCAAUCAGGGACCUCCAAACAAGAAGCCUCGUAUAGGUACAUCAGCCACAACUUCUGGUGGAUCUGCCGUGACUGCUGAUUACCAGCAUGCUGGUACCCGCCUGAGUUACCAAAGCAAUGUUCAGGGUUCUUCCCAGUCCCAGAACAACACUGGGUAUGCUUCUUCAACUCAGCAGAGCUCUCAGUAUUCACAUCAGACACACAGGUACUGAUUAGCACUGCUGGCAGAAAUAACUUCAAAGGAACACCUUCAGCAAUAUUAUGGUAAAAGGUUCCUGAAGGAAGAGUCCAAUGAACUUGAUGAUGCACGUACAUUUUCUUGUAUUCAGUAGUAUAAACUUGCAUUAUUCAGUGAAGAUUAUGAGAAAAAAAUUAUUAAUGAAAUAAUGUUCUGACAGUCUGGAAUUCUCAAUUAUCAACAACUGCACUGGGAAGCUACCGAUCAUGGUCAUUUUGGUGAAGUUAUGUGUAAAUAUCUUUUGAAAAGCAAGAAGAUUAAUUUGAGCACGACACUUGAGUUCCUUUACAAGGAGCAGGUGAAAUGUGUUCACUUUGUAUUUAAAACAGUUUUUUGAUGCUUUCACAAGGCUUUCGUGUUGCUUCUCCUAAACCUACAUGUAGGAAUUCAACUUCUUAAGCUUAUUGUGAAAAAAUAUUUAAAUACAUAUACACAUCAUGUUUAGGUACAUUAUUAAUCUCUUAGCUCUUUAAGCACUAUAUGAUUUUGUGUAGAUAGUGGUUUUGAUUUAUUUUUUAAACCUGUACUUUGAAGUAUUUUUCCCAUUUUGCUAUAUAUUUUAGUAUGUUCAGCAGAAAUACAAUUUUCUUUUUUUUGUCCUGCUUUGAUGUUUAAAUUUCAGUAACUCAGGUGUAAAAACAGGUCUUAAUAGCAGUAGCAGCAAGUGUGAAAAUAAUUUUUCUGUUUUGUUGUAGCAGUGUAGAGGCCAGCGUCCAUAUCAGGCCUCAGCUUUUCUCCGGGAAAGUUAGCUGCUUAUUGUAUUGUGCUUUAAUGGACCCCCAUGUUUUGCAGAGCAAAUUUCCAGCAUUGAGCUUCACUCACUUGCCAUAUGUGGGUGUAUAGGGAAGUGUGUUUGAUGUCAGCACUAAUAGAUUUAUAUCCCUGAUCCAGGAGAUAAAAAUUGUGGAAACCACAAAUCAGAUGCACCAACCUAAGUGCCUGAAUUGCCAGUAAGCGUUUUCGUAAGCUAAGUCUGCACGACUGGAGCUCAGAUUAUAAAAUGUAAUAAUGCAUCUCUACAUCUUCUAAACAUUCAUCCCAGUCUUCCUUAUUUUCAUAGCAAUGUGCCCUAUCAUUUUGAGCCUCCAGCUAGCCAGUUUCUCAGGGAGCCUUCAAUUUUUAUUCAUCUCUCUUUCUGCCAAACGUAUACUUCCAUAGACUUUGUAUGACAUACAGCGUGACACUUUUACAGCUCAGGGCGUCAGAGUUUAUUUCUGACGUCUUCUGUAAGGAUUCUGUACAUCCUCCCAUAGUCCAAAGAUAUGCCAGUUAGUAGGCUGAUAGUGGUUGCAAAUCGUCCCGUGAUUAGGCGAGGGUUAAAUGGUGGCAAGGCUGGAAGGGCUGGAUGGGCUGAUUUCAUGUUGUAUUUCAGUAAAUAAAAUAGAUGAGUACAGACUUUUAUGGUUCUGCAGGAACUGUGGCUGACACUAUUGUUAGCCAUUUCUCACAGAAGUUAAUUGUCUGAUCUUGUUACAAUUCUAUAAACAAAUUGACACUAUUGGCAGAAUAAAACACAACUUGAAACAUAUAAAAUCUGUUUUAUUCUUAAAACAUUAUAUUUAUUUUCAUCUUCCAGCCAUUAUGAUUUCUAGCACUUGUUGUGUAAAAUAUUGACUUGUUAAAAACAUCAACCUGCAGUAUAAUGCAAUUUAUCUGUCAUGUCAAGGCAUUUUAAAAUACACCAACUCUAAAAUUGCUCUCCCAUUACUCUGUAAGACGUACUGCCUUCCAUAGCUCUGCUCAUAUGCUGAAGCUAACUAUUUCCAAACCCUUUAAGCUUGGUAUAUAACAAAAUACCAUUACCAAUACACUGUCCUCAUUAUUUGUGAGGGAUAUGGGGACAAAUAACAAAAACGUGCAGGUACCACUAAAGCCACUGACUGUGACACUAAAAGUUAUGCAGUCAAUCCCUCCAUGGGUAUAGUAACCACAAAAGUUUGUUUGUGAAGUCAAGCUAAAGUAUAUAAACACUCUGGAGUCUGACUGCUGCUACAAAUACACCCUUGUUCUGAUCCCAUUGUUCCCAGUCACUCCCCUGACUUUGGCUACACACUGACUAUUAAAAUUUCACAUAUAGUCUAAAAGCACAAUAGUGCUAGAAAUAGGGUUGUUUGCCAAGCCUGGAGGUUAGGUCACAAACAUUUCAUCACCAGUCAAUCAGUGCGCAUUGGAGUAUUGUUUCUGCCAAGUGCUUGUGUUUAUUUGGGUCCAGUUCACUGUUCUGACUAGUUGUCUGUCGUACUGGGCGCUAGUCUCUGCUAGGUCCAGGGAUACAGGCCAACAGAAAUCACUCAGCGAUCUGACUGGUCAGGACCCAGCGGAAACUAGCGACCCUCGUGACAGCCAACCAAUCAGAACAAUGAAUUGGACCAAUAUAAGUGCGAGCACUCGGCAGAAACAACACUCAAUUGCACAGUGAUGAUAUCACUUUGGUGAUACAACAUUUGCAACCUAACCUCGAGGCUCAGUGUACAACCCUACCUACAUGGAAGAUCUUUCAUCAGAAUUAGGAAGGACAGGAAAGAAGCAUGUUAGUUGUGGGGAGUGUGGGAGAGAGCAUGAAUCUGAUGGGGUAAAAUCAGGGUGAACACAGAAAUUGGCUAUAAACAAGGUUAUUUAGUCAGUGAGUGACUGGGAGUAGUUAGUGAGUAAAACAUAGAUUAAAGAAUAGUAUGUGAGAGUUGGAAAGUGCAGAAUAUGAAUUCAGACUAUGCACAUUCUCCCUUGUUAAUAUCACAGAUGGAUGACAGAUGCAGAGCGAGAAAUCAAAUUAUCCAAAGAUGUGUAUUUCAGUAUUGAAUCCAGUAAGCUGCAACGUGCCAGGUAGAAGAUGUGGUGAUAAUUUCCAAGCUUCCACUGGCCGUCACCUUGUCAGUUCAGGAGGCCAUAGAUCGGUCAGAGUGGGUGUGAGAUGAGGAAUUAAAGUAGCUGGUAACAGGAAGCACAGAGUUGCUCCCGUGGACUGAAGCAGUCACUCAAUUUCUGUUUGGUUUCUCCAGUGUUAGAAAAUACUGCAUUGUGAUUACUGAAUGCAGUACACUAAAUUGGAAGAAGUGCGAAUGAAUUGCUGCUUCUUUUCAGGUGAUCUCUGAACAGUGGAAAGGAAGGAGGUGAAUAGACAAAUUGUUGAUUCCCUGAGGUUGUAAAGAAAGUGCCAUACAAAGAUGGCUGGUUGGUCGGAACAGAAGGGUGGACCAGGGGAUCAUAAUAGGAACAGUGCCUGUGAAAUGCUGAAAAGGGAGGAGAUGGGAGGAUAUGUCAAGUGGUGGAAUCUGUUCGAAGAUGGUGGAAACUGCAAAGAAUGAUCUGUUGAAUGUGAAGACUAGUGGGAUAGAAGUUGAGGACCUGAGGAAAUCAUCUCUUUUUCUGUCAUAGACGAGACAGGUAAAGAGCAGAGGCUCAGAAAUUGAAUAAUAUUUCACUCCUUACAAUCAUAAGGUAUGAAAUGGCAAAUAAGAUUCAGCAAACACUACAGGAGAGGGCUUUGAAAAGUGUGCAUAAUUAUCAACAAUCAAGAAAUACAUAGUUGAUCUAGUCAGAGCACAGGUCUUUGAAUAAUAGUCAGCAUAUAAUGAGGACUUAGUAUAUAGCUAAAGGUCUCAGGGAAUUUCAUAGAUGUGUUAUACUAGAGGAGAGACUGAAGCAAGUAAUCAAAAGUUUGGUGAAAAUAGUAUAUUUUAAGGGGCUUCUUAAAGAAAUAAUGAGAAAUGGAGGAGCAGAGGGAUUUAGGGAGGAAAUUCCGGAAUCCAGGGUCUCAGUACAACAAUCAGAGUAUUUCAGGAAGAUUUAAAAUCCAGGAAUCAUUUCAGGAAGAUUUAGAAUCCAGAAUUAGAGAAACUCAAAUAUCAAAGUGAACAUUACAAAGCUGAUUUUUACAGUAAUGGAAGUGGGUAAAAGACAUUUUGAAAGUAAAGUAUGAAUUUAAAAAUCAAGCUUUUGCUUAAUUGGGAAGCAGCAUGUAAGGAAUGAGACUGUGAUCAGAGUUGUGGUAAGUCCCAACUAUAUAGCGAUUACAACAAAGAAGUUCAGCCAAGACCUAGGCAAGCCUAUGGAUGAUGCAAGGGUUUUAGCAGCAGAUGAGAUUGUGAUAUUAUAGCCAUUAUGGAAACAUUGUUGAGGGAUGAGACAGGAACAGCAGCUCAAUGUUCUGGGUUGCCGGUGCUUUUAGUGUAACAGGUGGAGAUAAGAGAAGGAGACUCGUUGAUGAGGCAGUAGUCAGAGAAGGUAUCAGGGGUGCAACAUCUGGUGAAGUAAUAUGGGUAGAAUUUGGGAAUAAAAAAGGGAGAUAAUCAGAUUAUAUUAUAGGUUUCACCCCUCCCCCCGCACAAUAGUUAACAGGAAUUAGUGGAGCAUAUACUGUAUGUAGAUAAAUCACAGGUGCAAGAAUAAUUGUAUUAACAGGUGCUUUUAACUUCCAUAAUAUUGACUGGGAUCGCCACAAGUGUUAGGGGAUUAGAUGGGGCAGUAUUUGUUAAGUGUGUGUAAGGGGGUUUUCUGAAGAUGUAGAUGGCCACACUAGGGAAGGUGCUCAUACAUCUUCUCUGAGGAAUUGAUGCCGCAUAGGUGGUUGAUUUGCCAAUGGUAGAGCACUUUGGGACCAAUGGCAAUAGUUCUGUUAGAUUAAAGAUGGCCAUGGAAAAACACAGAUCCUUAAGUUAAAGUCCUAAAUUGAGAGAAGGCAAAUUUUGAUGGCAUUGGAUGGGAACUCUCAAAAGUUCAUUGGGUGAGGCUGUUUGCAGGUAAAAGGGAUGUCCAGCAGAUGGGAAGAUUAUAGAUUUGAGAUAGGAAGUGUUCAGGGCCGAUAUGUUCCCAUUACAGCAAAGGGCAAGACUGGCAGAAUUAGGGAACCUUCGUUGAUGAGGGAUAUUGACUAAACAAGUACCUUGAGGAAUACAAAGAAUGCAGCAGCAGAGUUAGGAAGGAAAUAAGAUGGGCAGAAAGGAGCCAUACAAUAUCACUGGUUAAUAUAAUAAAGGGAAAUCCUUAAAGAAAGUGAGUUUAAGGGUAGCUUGGGAAAGAGUAGGUCUCCUUAAGGAUAAGUAUGGCAAUCUGUGUGUGGGGCCACCUAAAAUAGGCACGGUUUUAAUUGAAAACUUCUCUGUUUUGAUAUACCAUGCAGAAGGACAUGGAACCUAGUGAAUUGGGGGAGGGAACAAUGAUAUCCUGAAGCAUAAAAUCAUUACGAAGGAGAAGGUUUUGGAGGUUUUGAAAUGCAUAAAGAUGUAAAAACCCCCGGGAUAUAAACAGGUGUGUUUUAGGAUGUUAUGGGAAACAAGGAAUAAGAUUGCUGGGACCUUGACAGAGAUUUUUGUACGUUUGAUCACCACCCGUAAGAUACUGGGACACGGGAGGAUGGCUAAUGUUGAGAUUUUAUUUAAGUAGGGAAGUGGGGAUACAGCAGGAACUAUAGGUCAGAGAUCCUUACAUUGGUGGUGGGAAAGUUAUUGGAAGGAAUUCUGAGAGACAAGAUAUGUUUGCAUUUGUAAACAUAAGAACUGAUUUAUGCAUAGCUUUGUGCAGGAAAAAUGAUACUCAAUGGUUUUUUUGAAAAGUUGACCAAGAGGAUUGAUGAGGGCUGAAGAAUAGACAUUAUUUAAUUCUAGAUGGACUUUAACAAGGCCUUAGAAAAGAUCCUGCAUGGUGGACUUGUCCAGAAUGUUGGAACAUUGGAAUUAGGAUGAGCUAGUCAAAUGGAUACAAAAUUGGCUUGGUGGUAGGGGGCAGAAGGUGGUUGUUGAGAGCUGUUUUUAAGAUUGGAUACCUAUGAUCAGUAGUGGCCAGAGGGAUCAAUGUUGUUCAUCAUGUAUAUGUUAAUGAUUUGGAUAAGAAUGUAGGCAUCAUAAUUAGUAAGUCUGCACAUGAAACUAAUAUUGGUGAUAUAGUGGACAUUGAGUUACAUACUGAUCAACUAGAAAAGACCAUUAAGGCUUAGGAGCAGAAAUAGGCUAUUCAGCCCAUCAAGUAUGCUCCUCCAUUCCAUCAUGGCUAAUUAUUUAUCCCUUUCAAUUUCAUUCUUCCACCUUCUACCUGUGCCCUUCUUAAUCAAGAACUUAUCAACCUCGGCUUUAAAUAUACCCAAUGACUUGGCCUCUGCUGCCAUUUGGAGUAAUGAAUUCUGCAGGUUCUCCACUCUUUAGCUGAAGAAAUUCCUCAUAUUCUCUGUUCUAAAAGUAUGCCCCUCUAUUCUGAGGCUACGACCUCUGGUCCUAGAUUGGACCACAAUAGGAACAUCCUCACCUCAUCCAUUCUAUCUAGGGCUUUCAAUAUCCGAUAGGUUUCAAUGAGAUCCUUUCUCAUUGAGUACAGGCCCAGAGCCAUCAAACACUCUAUAUACGUUAAUCCUUUCAGUCCCAGGAUCAUUCUGUGAACUUUGUCUGGACCCUCUCAAAUGCAAGCUCAUCCUUUCUUAGAUAAGGGGUGCAAAAUUGCUCUCAAUAUUCCAAGUGCAAUCUGAUCAAUGCCUUAUAAAGCCUCAGCAUUACAUCCUUGCUUUUAUAUUCUAUUUCUUUCAAAAUGAAUGCUAUCAUUGCUUUUGCCUUCUUUAUACUGACUCAACGUGUAAGUUAAACUUUCAGGAAUCUUACACAAGGACUUCCAAGUCCCCUUGCACCUCUGAGUUCUGAAUUUUCUACCCCUUUAGAAAAUAGUCUGCACCUUUAUUCCUACAACGUAUUUGCCUUUUCUCCCAAUCUGCCCAAAUCCUUCUUUAGGCUCCUACUUUCUCAACACUACCUGCCCCUCUACCUAUCUUCGGGCAAGAAGUGAGUAAAGGAGUACAAUAUUACAGUUUAAAAUUUAGGUUGGGCAGCAUGUGGAUUACUGUAUGUGGUUCUGGCAGGUAUAAUGUGAGUUAGCUAAGAUGGUACAGAGAAGAUUCUCAAGAAGGUUGUCUGAAUUGGGGGGGCUUAAGCUAUAAAGAGAGGUUGGAUAGAUUAGGUCUAUUUUCCCUAGAGCAAAGGAGGCUUGAAAGGUGACAUAAGAAUAUAUAAGAUUAUGAAAGCCAGAUGCAGGAUAGAGAGCCAGAGUUUUUUUCCUGUGGUACAGAUGUCCAAGAUUAUGGGGAUAAAGUGAGAGGAGGUUUAAAGAGGAUCUCAGGGGUAGUUUUUUCCCCCACAGAGUAAUUGGUAGCUGGCUGAGCUGCCAGAGCAAGUGGUGGAGGCAAAAACAGUAACAACAUGUAAGAGGCACAGGAACAGUUACUUGGAUUAACAGGUCAGGGAAGGAUGUGGAAUUAAUGCAGGCACGUGGGAUUAUUAGAGACAGGAAUGAUGUUAGCAUAGACAAAAGGCUUAUUUGUGUGCUCUACAGCUCUAUGAGGCAAUGAACUGAGCCCAGCGCAGAGCUGGCAGCAUUAUGGUGGUGGAAACAGGCAAAGUGAGUGAAGGCACAAGCAUAUGAUUGAAGUUCAUUCCAGAGUGAAAGUAGACCAAGGCUACAAGGAGUCUGGUUCAUUUUCAGAUAGUUGUCAAGAGUUGUGGAAGUUAACAGCAAGGGAGUCUAAUGGGGCUAAAACGUAAGUCCUUCCUGUAAUUAGCUGGAGAAAAUCUCUGUUUUUCAGUAACGGAUUCUGUGAAUAAGUCUUACACUUCAGAGACAGCAAUGUUUUCAAGAUUUGAUUGUAUUCCGCUUACAUGUAAAAUUUGUUUUGGCUUUUUAAAACAAGAUGUUACCAAGAGGUGUACAAGUAGAUGAAAACUCUCUGAAAGCCAAGAGUAGAGCCAGCAAGAAAAAUAGUGUAGGUCUGUGAAGAGAAGCCAUUGCUGGUGAGAUUCUGGCUAUGACUGGAUAGAUAAAAAUGAACCUCGCAAAUGUGGUCCCAGCUGGAAAUGGAGAACAGUGUAAACAACCAAGUAAAGGCUUGAGAAAGAAAGGAAAAGAGGAGCGAGAGAUUACCUUGUCACAUCACAUGGGACUUUCUUAUGGUGGUUUUAAUUAGAAAUGUCUUGGUGCUGUGUCAGGGUGCAAACCAGACUGGACAAUAGACAAUAGACAAUAGGUGCAGAAGUAGACCAUUCGGCCCUUCGAACCUGCACCGCCAUUUUGAGAUCAUGGCUGAUCAAUUACUAUCAAUAUCCUGUUCCUGCCUUGUCCCCAUAUCCCUUGAUUUCCCCUAUCCGUAAGGUACCUAUCUAGCUCCUUCUUGAAAGCAUCCAGAGAAUUGGCCUCCACUACCUUCCGAGGCAGUGCAUUCCAGACCCCCACAACUCUCUGGGAGAAGAAAUUUUUCCUUAACUCUGUCCUAAAUGCCUACCCCUUAUUCUCAAACCAUGCCCUCUGGUACUGGACUCUCCCAGCAUCUGGAACAUACUUCCUGCCUCUAUCUUGUCCAAUCCCUUAAUAAUCUUAUAUGUUUCAAUCAGAUCCCCUCUCAAUCUCCUUAAUUCCAGUGUGUACAAGCCCAGUCUCUCAAACCUUUCUGCGUAAGACAGUCCAGACAUCCCAGGAAUUAACCUCGUGAAUCUACGCUGCAUUUCCUCUACAGCCAGGAUGUCCUUCCUUAACCCUGGAGACACUUACAGAUCUCCAUAAAACCGAUACAGUUGACCUUUUUCUAUUCGGUGUCCGUUUAUGAAGCUACAGAUAAGCAUAAAUUAAUUUAAAACAGCCAGAAUUACAAUUAUUUACCUAAAUCUAAAAAUAAAGAGAGAUGAUAGGUUGAAGUAGUUAUAGAAAUGUAUCCAUGUGUUAGCUAGUGUGGAAUGGCGUCUUAAUAAGAAAUAGAUUAAAUUGUCAAUAACAUUGUCAAUAACCUGCAUUAAUUUUAAUAGCCAUACUUUUUACUAAGUAAAAUCUUCCUUUCACCUCCAUUGGUGAUAAUAAUGACUUAAAGUCUACAUUGUGUAUUUCUUAGAAUUAUUACAGCACAUUAAUCAGACCUUGUUAUUUCAGCCACUAACAACGUUACUAAGUUCAUGUUAGCAAAAUAUAAUGGAAAUUAAUUAGUAUUCCAAGAUAAUUAACAAAUAAGAUUUUUGUUUCUUGCCCUGUUGACUUAUUAGUUUUUAUGAAAUGUCAUGAGGUUGUAAGUGAUAUUAACCGAUUCUCUUUUGCCAAAUUCCGGUGUGCCAAUGCCACCAAUUCCAUUCUGAAUGGCAGUCCAGAAAUGCUGGAGCAUAAGAUGACUUGGAACUUCAAUAUUAGUUCCUCUGCAAGAUUAAAUUAGUUUUCCACAGAUCCUUCUGACACAAAAUGUGUGAACCUUUGCAAGAAUUUGUAUUGUUUAGCAAAUUGUGUAACUAGUAAACUUCAUCAAUCUUAUGGUAAGUUUACAAUAACAUUUUGUGAAGAGAUUUAAUGAUAGUGUAACACUAUUACAUUGCCAGUGACACGUGUUCAUUUGCCACUGCUGCCUGUGAGGAGUUUUACGUUCUCCCCAUGACAGCAUAAGUUUCCUCCUUCCAUAUUCCAAACACAUAUGGGUUAGUAGGUUAAUGGGUCAUAUGGGCAUAACUGUGUAGUGCAGGCUCAUUGGGCUGGAAGGGCCUGUUAUCAUUCUGUAUCUCUAAAUAACAUAAAAUAAUGAUAUUAUUCAAUGUGCCGUACAAUUUAAGUGGCCCUUUGAAUCAUCUGAUGUGUCUUAACAAUUAAAUAAUCACACUUCAGAUAAUAACAACUUUAACUUUAUACUUCUCAGGAUAUUCAAAAGCAUAUGCAAAUUAUUAUAGCAUAUUAGAUGAAGAAUAUGGAAAAUCUUCAUUCAUGUGUUGUCUGACUAGGCACUGAUAUAGAAAUAAUUGAUAAUAAAAUGCAGUAGUUAGUUUGACACAUGGAAUUGCUUUGCAAUAUCAUUUAUUUCAUACAAACUCCAGUAAAGUCCCAAAAUUAACAUUACUACAAAUCUAAAUAAUCUAACAUUUGCUAAGUUAUCAUUCAUGUAGGUUGCAUUGAAAAUUUACCUUUAGCUUAUUCAUCUUUUGGGAUCUGGGUGUUGUUGCCAUUGUCAGUAUUUUAUUGCUCAUUAUUCAUUGUCCUUGAAUAUUGAUUAUCAUUGUAGUAACGAGCAAUUAUUGUUGUACUUGUUACCAUAGAGAGAUCUCCAGACUGGGGAAAGCUGUGCAGGCAAAUAGAGGGCAAGACAUAGCUUCCAUCAUAGAUGGCAGGAAAUAGGAUCCAAACCCUUCAACAUAUGGAGCAGCUGCUGCUGGUCCCCUACAAUGACCCUGAGCCCCACACAGUAAGUGGCCACAUCACUCACUCCAACAUGACCAACGCUAGUUCUCCUAGGCAGAGUCUCCAAGCUCACUUAUAGGAUGAUUCAUUGCAGAUUACAGCAGGCAAGAACAGCCAAGCGCAGGGCAUCUCACCAGGUUCACGAAAUCCAGGUUUCAGCAUUGCAGCACACAGUAAAAACAAGGGUAGGGAUUCACGCCAGAAAUGGCCCACUCCAAAUAGUAUAAGUUGACCAGAGCGACAAACACAUGAUGUUCUUUCUUCUUCAGCAAUUCGCAUCCAGAGGUUUGGAAGUAGUAGCACUAGCACUGAGAUUGGAUUAGAAUAUUAGGUAUAGCGUAAUGAGGUCAUUCAGCUUCCUGUGCCUGCAUUGCCACUCGCUAAGAUUAUUGCUGGUAUUUUACCUCAGCGUUACUUUCCUGCACUAUCACUAAUCCAUAGUACCUAAGAAUCUGGAGCUGGUGAAUCUGUGAUUACUGGUAGAAGCAACCCAAGAACCAGAAACACUGUCCUACCCCAGUUCCUAGGGGAGUCUGAAAUUUGCACCAAAAUGGAGCUAAGGAAGGCUCCUUUUAGGUGAAUUUUAACAACGUUCAUAGUUUUGUUGGAUACGGAAGACAGAUACAAUUUUAUUUCUAUCCCAGAGAUGUUAUCUCCAAAAGCAUGAUCCCUUUAAUGAAUCAGAACAUAUCUAGGUGAUUUACGAGGGCUAAAUGAAGCCAGGAUUGAGAUAAUGAGAUAUGAGAUAUUGUUACAGGCAACCAAAUGCUUGGUUGAGGAGGCAGGAUUAAAAGAACAUGCUGAAAGAGAAAAGGAUGGUAGAGAAGCGCAGGGAAGGAAUUCUGGAACCUUGCAGACUGAAGCUACUGAUGAUGCAACCAUUACAUUUAAUAAUAGUCAAAGGGGAUUACCAAUAUGGAGAAGAUUGUGGAGAUCAGUUGAGACAAAGUUACAUAGAAAUUUGAAAAUAAGAAUGAUAAUUUCAAAACCAAGGCUCCCAGAAGCACAAGGUGAUGGGAGAGUGGGACUUGGAGCACAAAUGAUAGAAACAAGACUUCAACGAGGAGAGAAUCUUAUCUCACCUUACGGUAAAAUAUCUGCCAAGAUUGUGAACAUUCCAGUUUGAUUUCAGAUGGUUGUCAGGGAGGGGAAUGAAGGUAAAGACCUGGAACAAUCUGUGACAGGAACUGAAGAAUAUAGCAGGGUUGAAUGUUCUAUUUCUGUAUUCCUUGUGUCAUAAACCACAUGAGGAACAUUAGUCAAAAGCCCAAGCCAUUCUGUUUAAGCCGACUUUAUAGGAAUUGAAAGUAAGCCAAAUUGUGCUUCUUCAAAGCAAGUUAUAUAAACCAGUCAAUUCCACCAGGACCCAGGUGCCCAACAAAGUUAAUUUAGAUUUUGGAUCCAAUGAGGAUAUAUCAGGGUAAUUUUAAAUGUUUCUUGAUCACAUUUUCUACCAAGUUAACCAAUAAAAUAUAUGAAAUACCAUCCAAUAACAGUGUCAAAAGUGUUGGCACUGAGAUGCAUGGCAAUGCUGUAACAUGUAGCAGAUGUUGUUAUGCUAUAUUGGCUUAAGAUGUUACGGUAGAGUUGUAUGAUCUGUGUGUGACUCAGCUGAAAUCUUCAAGACUGAGAUCAACAGAUUUCUGUUGAAAUAUGUAGUCAUUGCAGGUGAUGGACAAGCUUCAGAUCAACCAGGGAUUAAUGGAAUAAUGGAACAGAUUUCAAUGAUGUAUAGUUCUGUUAUAUAUGCAAUGAAAGCACUUUGGAUACAGAAGCAAAGUUUGCUCAAAAAGACACUGAACAGUGAAGUAAAAUGUGGUGGCAUGAUGCAGAACUCUUUAAUACAUGAAAUAGCAAGUGGUGUUUCUUUUCAAUAGAAGAUCUCUCCAGUCCUGUAUCCAUAUCUGAAUUUUGCUUUACCUUGCAUCCACACAAAGUCAAAUAACAAUUGAUUUUACAGUCAAUUUACUAAUAGAUCUGAGUGUAAUUGUCUAACUGGUUUCUGUUAUUAGUUCACUCACAACAUGUUAGUGUUGUUGAACGUUCGAGCACUUUGCAGUACUGACUGGAAAGAAAAUAUUAUUUUGUUGUUUGUUCCUUAUUUAAACCUCUCAAUACAAUACUUGGAGUGUUAUCAUACCUUGUAGCAUUGUCAGUUCCCUAUUUGCACUAGAAUGGGAGUGCUCAGAGCACUAAAUUGCAACAAACUUCUCAUGAAUGAUGAAACUCUCUGCUAAUGACUUUUUUUAUUUAAAGUUACAAGGAAUAGCCUUUUGUAUGACUCCUUCCACUCUUUUCCUCACAAGAUUUGCAUCCUAGACUCUGCUGGUGCUGUGCACAAGUACGAAAAAGACUAAAAUUGCUCAGGGACUAGUUGGGUCCUUAAACAAAUCAACAUUUGCACUGGUGUUAAAAAAGCAGAAAUAUUCCCAGAUUCCCAUAACAUUUCCUUGAGUGAAUGAACAUAAGGUGCUGGGCACUGCUGAUCAUUCACACACAAAAAGAGGUUUUACUGUUUCUUAGUGAUAGCAUCAUUGUGGUUUCAAAUGUGUUUUAGAACAAUGAACUGCUUAUUGUCUGUAAUAUCCUGUUCCUUUAAUGUUUACAACAUGUAAGUGCACCAGUGUGGUGCAAAAUCAUAGUGUAAUGCUUUAAAAAUAGUAAUUGCAGCUCAGAUUUCAAUUGUAUAUUAAUGUACUUCCUAGAUAGUUUUCCACUAGGUUUUGAGAGUAGUGAUCCUACAUUAAAUAGAACUAUUCAGCAGAUAUGCCAGCCUAUUCAAGCUCAACCAUCUAUCAAACAACCCAUUAGAGAUUUAGCUGCACACUAAACAGAUUUCCACAAGUCUUGUUUUCAUCCUUUACCUCAGCAGUAGGGUAUCUAUAAGUAACUGGAUCAGUAAAGGCUUUCAGAAAGAAGGCUAUGUUUAAAUUUUACUUGUAUUUGUAAAAAAAAGGUUUAAAAACAUGUUAAAUCUGUAUCAUUUUAAAAUAGUAGUGUUUGUAUUUAGGCAGCAGAGUAGAAACAUCAUCUGUAGAUAAAUUCCCUAAGGUAUAUUUUAUAGAUAGAACAAGCACUACUUAUAAAGGCAAACAUUCCUGAAUGAAUUGCCUGAGACAAUUUUUAAAAUGUUAAUUUGUUUGUAGAUUAUUAAAACAUUCUGUGUAUAUUCUACAAUAUUUAUACUAAUCUAUAUAAUAAAGGAAUUCACUGUAGGCUUAGUUUUACCUGAAGCACUUCAAUAUCUUAUGGAUAAAUUAUUCCAAUAUAUUUAACUUUUUAACAGUUACUGUCUUCUUAGACUCUAAAGGAACAAGUGUCAUAUAUUGGAUUCACAGGAAUGAUCAAUUUUAUCACCAUCAAAUUUACCAUUUAAUUACAAGUUACUAUUUGAAUCUGCACAAUAUUCCCAGUUUUCCUUUGGGAAGGUUACAUUAAUAUCACAUUUCCUUUUUAUGUGUGAACUGAUAGAUAUGAAUAAUCACUUAAUUUCACUACUGUAUAAUGUAUCAGAUGUGUGGGCUUCUGAAGAAAUGUUUCUGUGAGUUCAUAGCUUUCAUCAACAUUUCAAAAAUGCCAGUGGGCAUCACUGGAAUUAAAAAUCAUAACUAAUUGCUUUAACCACAAAAAUGUACAAAAAAACUUUGGAGAUUACAAAAAGACUGUUAUAAUUAACUUGCAAAUAAUUUCUGUGAAUUUAUUUUCUAUUUUCAAUUGUAAUAAAAGCUUUGCUUGCUUCAUUCUCUAA
Molecule: messenger RNA, 15665 nt
Organism: Hypanus sabinus (Atlantic stingray)
Lineage: Eukaryota; Metazoa; Chordata; Chondrichthyes; Myliobatiformes; Dasyatidae
Gene: cdk19
Product: cyclin dependent kinase 19
Exons: 13
Coding region: 231-1721 (496 amino acids)
Biological process (GO): protein phosphorylation
Cellular component (GO): mediator complex; nucleus; cytosol
Molecular function (GO): ATP binding; cyclin-dependent protein serine/threonine kinase activity; RNA polymerase II CTD heptapeptide repeat kinase activity
Source: RefSeq, a predicted model, not a curated record